This is a messenger RNA of Dunckerocampus dactyliophorus (ringed pipefish), 18311 nucleotides long. It is a transcript of the gene kmt2a, whose product is annotated as lysine (K)-specific methyltransferase 2A. Gene Ontology annotation, biological process: positive regulation of DNA-templated transcription. The record is from RefSeq and is a predicted model, not a curated record. The coding region runs from base 85 to 13455 and encodes 4456 amino acids. NCBI's taxonomy places the organism in Eukaryota, Metazoa, Chordata, Actinopteri, Syngnathiformes, Syngnathidae. Gene Ontology annotation, molecular function: histone H3K4 methyltransferase activity; protein binding; zinc ion binding. The transcript has 34 exons. Gene Ontology annotation, cellular component: histone methyltransferase complex; nucleus.
GAGCUUGUUUAUGUGGAGUGCUGGCUCAGGGUUCCGCCCACCGACGUAUCUGUGAUCGCAGGGCACACAGGCACAGAGUGUAAAAUGGCGCACAGCUGUCGGUGGCGGUUCCCCGCUCGGCCCGGAGGGAGCAGCAACUCCGGCACCGGGAGGAGAGCGGGCCGGAUAAGGGUCACUGCCUCUCUGCGGAGCGUCCCAGGAGCCCAUCCGCACGCCGCCGGACUCGGACCCGGGUUUGAUGCUGCACUACAGGUCUCUUCGGUCAUCGGGAGCAACCUGCAGACAUUUCGGGAUGUUUUGGGGGAAUCGAGUGAUUCGAGCAGCGCGGAGGAAGAGGCGUUUGGAGGAUUUGGAACAGGCACUGAGCAGAAAAGAAUACCAAGUCCAUCAACGACCACUUCAUGUACACAUUCAUUAGCUGGCCCACCCACACAGGAGAAGAAGCCACGAGGGCGACCACCGCGUGCCCUAACUGCCCAAAAAACUGCUGCUGCUGCUGCAGGUCGACUUUCCCCUCCCUCCCUCUCUUCCCCCACACAGGCCAAACCUGAAGGUCCUGAAAGGCCAGCUGAGAAGGUGAAAAGGCUGCCUGGGAGGCCACCCGGCUCCGGGGAAAAGCGAAGAGGCCGUCCCCCGUCCUCAAGUUCCAAGAAUGCUUGGACUACAGGCAGCCAUGCGGCAGCAGAGGACGGCAGGCAGGCUGGGUCUGAGUCAGCCAUGGACACAGAGGAGGACAGAGACAGAAGAGGGGCAAAGAGAUCACCGCUGGGCUCUGCUCAGCUGCAUGAUGCCAUUCUGCCUAAAGGUGGGCGGGGUGUAUCCAAAGUUCCCAACUUGAAGCGAGCAACUUCGCUGACAUCAUUCAAGUCGCGACUCAAGGCGUUGCCCGGUGUGCCUCGGCGCAGGCGUGGUCGCCCGCCGUCAGCAGAACGCCUCAAAGCCGAGGCAGCGGCGGCUCAGCUGUCCUCCUCCGUUGAAUGUGGGGAAGGAAAGCAAAAAGCCUUCAAAGGAUGGGACAGAGGAGCAGAACCACAAACGCCCCAGCAGACCACACUUAGUCACACCAAUGCUGCAGAAAACCAGGACUCUUCCAAUGCUGCUGCCUUGCCGUCUCCAUCCAAGCCGGACCGGACAGUGGCACUCCGAAAAAGCCCUCGUCACAGGAAGCCUGUCAGGAUUGUUCCACCGUCGAAGCGCACUGAUGCGACCAUCGCUAAGCAGCUGCUGCAGCGUGCCAAGAAAGGAGCACAGAAGCGCCUGGAGAAGGAAGCUGAGGCCAGCGGGGCAGGCACCUUUGAGACUGGCAUCAGGAAGACCCAGCUGAAGAACAUCAGGCAGUUCAUCAUGCCCGUGGUCAGCACCGUCUCCCUUCGCAUCAUCAAAACACCAAAGCGCUUUAUUGAAGACGAGGGCAGCUUUGUGUCCCCUCCGCCCCACAUGAAGAUCGCACGAUUAGAAGCGGCCUCAUCUGCAUCCACAUCCGCCCAUGCCACCUCCACCAUCUCUUCCUCCCCGUCGCUGGCGAUGGCCUCCUCGGCAGUGACCACCACCAGUACUGGUACUACUGCUCCCAAUGAGUCUCUCCCCCCUCCGCCACCUCCAGCACCCGCCCCCGCCGCCCCAUCAACAGCUGACAGUCUGCUCAAUAGCAAUACCGACAACGCGGCCAACGGGCGAUUCAGCAGUAGUGCGGCGUCUUGCGGCUCAAGUGCCGUGUCGCAGCGUUCCUCCCAGCUUUCUUCUGCAGAGUCUUCCAGAUCCAGCAGUCCCACUCUGGACGACUCUUCCUGCGACUCUCAGGCCUCGGAGGCCACGCAAGCUUUGUCGGAGCCCGAGGAGCACUCUCCAUCCUCUCAGGGAGAAAGAGAGGCCAACCUGCUACACAGCUCCCGGCCGCCCUCGCCUCCCUCAGAACCAGAACGUGUUUUACCUGAGAGGAGUCGCCGUGGUCGGAGGGGACAGGGGGUGAGUCGGGGGAGUCAGGGCCAGACUACGCGGGAGACACUCACCGCCGGGGCCAAAAAGCCAAUCAUCAGCCCACCCACGGGAGUGCUCAUGUCCUCCUCACUUCUCAACUCCCAACAAGCGUCAUCCACAGCGUCCUCUUCUUCCUCGCCACCGCCUCCUCCUCUCCUCACUCCUCCACAGCCUCCUCAGUCAGCCUCCUCGAGUGCUGCUAUCAGUGAGCACCACUCUCCAUCACCCUGGUUGCCACACCCCAUCCCUCCGUUCAUGUCUGGCUCGUCAGUGCUGUCCAGCUUGUCGGACAAACGGAGCCGCUCCAUUCUGAGAGAGCCCACAUUCCGCUGGACGUCUCGGUCCCACCCUGAAUACCAGUACUUCUCCUCUGCCAAGUACGCCAAGGAGGGCCUCAUUCGAAAACCCAUCUUUGACAACUUCCGUCCUCCCCCUCUCACUGCUCAAGACGUAGGCCUGCUGCCUCAAGGUGUCAGCACAGCAGGGGGGGCUGCUCCGGGUACCUUCCCCGUGCAAGGCGGCAGCUCGGGAACGGGGAAUCGCCUGUUUGCUCCUCUUCACCCUCACAGCCACCACCAGCAUCCCUCCUCGUCCCGCUUUGAUCCCCCGCUACAGAAACGUAGCCCACUGUUGCGCGCGCCGCGCUUUACGCCCAGCGAAGCCCACUCUAGGAUAUUCGAGUCCGUUACACUGCACUCUUCGCCCGGUAGCAGCCCCGGCUCUCUCUCCCCGCACCAGAAGUCGUCAAGCUCCGGCAGAAGCUCUCGGCACAGGAGGCGACUCAUCUCUGGGUUACGCGGCCAGGCGCGGUCUCCUUCCCACUCGAUGACCAGGCGCAGCAGCCAAAUAGGGGGACGGAGGUCUGUGGGGAGAGGCUCUUCUGAGAUGUCUGCUCUGUCAGACUCCGUCUCCAGUAGUAACCCCAACUCCUUGCCAGGGGGCUCCGCUACCAGUGCCUUAACUCCUGCUCCGUUUGGCAAAUUCUCUGGUUCCAAGGGUCUGACGUCACAGGGGAUACCUGACGGCAGGAGAGGGACGGCUGGAAACUCGCUGCCUCCCUUGACAACGGCAUCAUCCUCCUCUUCGCCACUUUUCCCCCUCUUUUCUUCCAGUGCCCAUGACACAGGGCGAGCAGCUGGUAAAGCAACUAAAGAGAAAAGCAUGCCAGCUCCCCAGGAGCCUGCUCCAAAGGACAAAGACAAGGAUGCUGAGAAAAACCGUGAGAAGGAAAAUAAGAAGGAAGCGAGGAAGGAUGUGGAGAAAAGGAGUAAGGUCACUACUCCAGAUGGCUCCCCCAGUGCGCCCUCCAGCCUCUUUGUAGACGGGAGGGACUCGGAAGAUGCUCUUUUAUCUCUCGCUCCAAAAAAGGCUCCAAGGAGAAAAAAAUCAAUAUCAGUUGAUGUUACAGACACUCCAUCCUCUGAGGUGCGUAGUCUCCAUGCCGCUAUUCCCAAUUCCAUCGCUAAGAGCCGUGUGCCCAAGAAAGGGCGGUUCAGCGAGAAGGGAGCAGAUGUGGAGGAUGGUGAAAAGGAGAAAGAGAAGCAUGGUGCUUCCAGCCAGACGGCGGCCAGCCUCGUGGGGCAGCCGAGCAAACAACAGCUCCCGGUCUCCUCGCUGGGAUCAGUGUUGGAACAAGCAGAGAAGCAACCUGCGACCGACAAGCGCGUUGUUGGACUGCUGAGAAAGGCCAAAGCCCAGCUUAUUGAAAUAAAGAAGAACAAGCUAAAGUCUGCAGACCAAACCAAGGUCCAGGGUCAAGAGAGCGACUCCUCAGAGGCCUCAGUACGUGGCCCACGCAUCAAGCAUGUUUGCCGCCGGGCAGCCGUGGCGCUCGGCCGCAAUCGCGCCGUGUUCCCUGACGACAUGCCCACACUUAGUGCCUUGCCCUGGGAGGAGAGGGAGAAGAUUCUGUCUUCUAUGGGGAAUGACGACAAGUCCUCGGUGGCAGGCUCAGAGGAGGCCGAGCCUCAGUCCCCGCCCAUAAAGCCGCGGGAGACACGGCAAAAGGCUAUCCAAGAAGCUCCUCCCAAAAAGGGUCGUCGAUCGCGCCGUUGUGGUCAGUGUUCAGGCUGCCAGGUUCCUGAAGAUUGCGGAGUCUGUACCAACUGUCUCGAUAAGCCCAAAUUUGGUGGACGGAACAUCAAAAAGCAGUGCUGCAAGAUGAGGAAGUGUCAGAACUUGCAGUGGAUGCCCUCAAAGAUGUUUCUUCAGAAGCAAGGCAAAGGCAAGAAGGACAAGAAGAAGAACAGGUUGGCUGAGAAGAAGGAGGGUCUUAAUCCAGUUAAAGGACAGAACUCUGAGCCUGCAGGCCUCAAGCCCGCUCUUGCACCACCAAAGGAGGAACCUCCCCACAAAAAGAGUGAAACUCCUCCUCCAAGGCCGGGAGAGGAGAAGUCCAAACAGCAGUCAUCACCACAGCCAUGCUCACCAGCUCCAUCAUCGUCGCCUUCCCCGCAUCAGUCCCCACAAACCACCAGCACGUUCACAGCCCCUGACCAGUCUCCAGACCCAAAACCGCUCUCUGUCUCGAGCAGUGCCGCUAGCAAGAAGGGGCACAAAGCCCAUCAGCCGGCCUCCUCCUCCACCUCCUCCUCUUCUUCCUCGUCGCCCUCCUCGUCCAGCUCGUCGUCGUCCUCGUCCUCCUCAUCUUCCUCCACUUCGUCCUCAGCGCAGAAUUCCCCCGCACCUUCACCGUCUGCGCCGUCAGAUCCUCAAUCGUCACAGCAGGGUCCGCCGAGCAGCCAGCCGCCCUCGAGGAAGGACGCCUCACCCAAGAUUCCCCUGAGCGAGCCCAAGAAGAAGACCCAGCAGCCAUCACCCCAACAGCACAGCUUGACGUCAUCAUCAGACACAGUUGACCCAAAGCAAUUGAAGAAGCCAACAUCUCGCUCUCUCCUUCCAUCUCCUAAGCAGAAACCAAAAGAAAAGACGCUGACCACAAAACCCCCCGGCAGCUGUACUUUAAACUGGCAGGGCACUCCCUCGACAAGGGGCCAGGAGAAGUCAACGGCGCCCUGCGACGGAGUGCAUCGAAUCAGAGUGGAUUUCAAGAGGGACCAUGAUGUGGAGAAGGUGUGGGCGGCCGGCGGCCUCAGCCUGCUCACUUCUGUGCCUGUCACACCCAGACUGCUCUGCUUCUUAUGUGCAAGCAGCGGAAACGUGGAGUUUGUUUUCUGCCAGGUGUGCUGUGAACCGUUCCAUCUCUUUUGCCUGGGGGAGUCGGAGCGUCCUCUCCAGGAGCAGUUUGAGAACUGGUGUUGCCGCCGAUGUCGCUUCUGCCAGGCCUGCGGGUGCCAACAUCAGAAAACUAAACAGCAGCUGCUGGAGUGUGAUAAGUGCCGUAACAGCUAUCACCCGGAGUGCCUGGGUCCCAACCACCCCACAAGACCCACCAAAAAGAGGGUCUGGAUAUGCACCAAGUGUGUGCGCUGUCAGCGUUGCGGAGCCACCAAACCUGGGAAGUCCUGGGAUGCCCAGUGGUCACAUGACUUCUCCAUGUGUCACGACUGUGCCAAACUGCUUGCGAAAGGGAACCCCUGCCCGCUUUGCAAUAAGGGCUAUGACGACGAGGACUACGAGAGCAAGACAAUGCAGUGUGGACGCUGCAACCGCUGGGUUCAUGCCAAAUGUGAAAGCCUGACAGAUGAAAUGUACGAGCUGCUGUCGAAGCUGUCGGAGAGCGUUGCCUACACGUGUAUCAAAUGUACGGAACGCCAGCCGGCUGAGUGGCGGACGGCGCUGGAUGGGGAGCUCAAGGGCUGCAUUCGCCACGUCCUCACGGCGCUGCUCAACUCUCGCACCUCGGCGCACCUCCUACGCUACAGACAGGCAGUGAAACCUCCGGAUCUAAACCCAGAGACCGAAGAGAGUCUUCCAUCUCGUCGCUCGCCCGAGGGCCCAGACCCUCCUGUUCUGACUGAAGUCACGCCUUCGGCUCCCAGUGACUCCCCAGCCGAUCUGGAGUCUGUGGAGAAAAAGAUGGAUCAGGGCUGCUACAAGUCUGUGGUGGAGUUCAGCGACGACAUUGCGCGAAUCAUUCAGGCAGCCAUUAACAAUGAUGGCGGUCAGCCCGAGAGCAGAAGGGCUAACAGCAUGGUCAAGUCGUAUUUCAUCCGCCAAAUGGACCGUAUCUUUCCCUGGUUCAAAGCGAAAGAGUCACGCUUCUGGGAGCAACCAAAAGUCUGCUCCAACAGUGGUCUCCUUCCCAAUGCUGUUCUGCCCCCAUCUCUGGACCACAACUAUGCUCAGUGGCAGCAGAGACAGGGACUGUCCCGCUCUGAACACCCGCACCUCAUCAAGAACAUCAUUCCAGCUCCCUGCCCCAAGACCCCCGCCGAGCCAGACUCUCGAGCCACCCCUCCUCCACGCCCUCCAUCUUUACCACCGCCACCCCCACUCAUACCAGAUUGUGAAGACAUCCCGGAGCGUCCUCCUCCACCAGGCGUUGGCGAUAACAGGCAAUGCGCCUUGUGUCUAAAAUACGGAGACGAGAACACAAAUGAGGGUGGCAGGUUGCUGUACAUGGGUCAGAACGAGUGGACACACGUCAACUGUGCGCUGUGGUCAGCAGAGGUGUUCGAGGACGACUACGGCUCCCUGAAAAAUGUACAAACGGCGGUUAUCAGGGGGAAAAAGCUGCGCUGUGAGACGUGUCAACAGCCGGGAGCCACAGUGGGUUGCUGCUUCGCAUCUUGCACCAGCAACUAUCACUUCAUGUGUGCCCGCCAGUGCCACUGCGUCUUUCUGGAGGACAAGAAAGUUUACUGUUCUAAGCACAAGGACCUCAUUAAGGGAGAAGUAGUGUCUGGCUUUGAGGUGGCCCGCAGGGUACUAGUAGAUCUAGAGGGAAUUUGUGUGAAGAGGAAAUGGUUGACAGGACUGGAGCCAGAAAAUGUCCACAUGAUGAUAGGCUCUAUGGCCAUUGACUGUUUGGGUAUGCUGACUGAACUCUCAGACUGUGAACGCAAACUGUUUCCCAUCGGCUACCAGUGUUCCAGGGUAUACUGGAGUACCUUGGAUGCUCGAAAGCGCUGUGUGUACACCUGUAGGAUCAUGGUGUGUCACCCCUCUGUGGGAGAGUCCGCACUGAAGAGCACGGUGGCUCCUGAGGAGAAUCACACAAUCGCACACAGCCCACCUCCCGUACAAGAUUUUCCGGAUCCCUUUGAGUCUCCAAGGCGCUCAGACACGCUUUCCCCAGCAAACACUCCCAAGCUCAGGGUCUACACCAGGAACCGGCACCCCAGCUUCCCACCUGCCACCCAGCGCUUGCAAGCCCUAAGUCCACUGCCUUGUCCAGGAGGUGCUGUUCAGCCCCAAAGUCAAGUUGUGACCGCAGGAGAGCCACCACUUGACCCCGCCGCUCGGAAUCUUGAUUCCCGACGCCACAGCUCCCCAUCUCUCUCCCUUCCUCCUCAGCAGCUGCAAAAGGAGAGAGGGGUGAAAUCAUUCGCUCAGAUUUUGCCACGGCCUCUAACUUCACCCCCUCCGCUUAUCUCCUCACCUAUCAGAGACCCCGAAAAGGCAAAACACCUUAUCAAGGACGAUGAAAGGGGAAGACUGUUCACGCCAGACAGGAAUAGACAACAAGCAUCAAGGAAAGCGGACAAGGUGAGACUGUCGGGUCGAGAUCAAGCUUCCAGAGAGGAGAGGAUCCGAUCAUCAAGAGACCUGGGGCUCAAAGAGUCGGACGGUAGUGAGUCAACAGCCAGAGAGCAAGAAAAAUGGAGGCCGGGCAUGAAAGAAUCAGAGAGGGGUAGAAUUCUGGGAAAAGACUCAAUGAGAGAUGCCGAGAAGGACCGACCAGUAAACAGAGACUCUGAGAAAGGAAGACAGGUCAGUAGAGACACAGACAAGAGCAAAUCAUCCUUUAGAGAGUCUAGCUCCAAGGAUAUUGAAAAAGCAAGAUCAGUCAGCAGGGAUUCGGGGCCAAGGGACUCUGAGAAGCAUAGACAAUAUAGCAGGGAAUCUGGAAAAGACAGACCAUCCAGCAGAGACUCUGAAAAGUCUAGACCUCCCUCGAGGGACUCCAGUUACAGAAGCACAGAAAGAAACAAAGACUCAGGGAAAGAGAGUGACCCUGGCAGCCAGUCCAAACACAGUGGAGGCGAAACCAAGAACCUCAGGCUGGCACCAGCUGGCUCGGGACAGUCGUCUCCCCCCGUGGGCACCGCUGUACUCUCCAGCCAGCAGAGAGGUGGCAGCACCAAGCAAGCUGAACGGCACAGCAAACAUGGAGGCAAAGACCAGAAUCUCUCUGCAAGCCUCGGCGCUUUGGCUCAUCACAAGUCCACCCCCACCUCUCACCUUGUCCAGUCUAAGGACAAGACGAGCUCGGAGAAAGAAAGCACUGGAAGCUUAGCGCCAUCUUCACUCUUUAAUGAUUCCCUCGUUGGGAAAUCCAGCUUCCCGACGACUGCAAGGAAAUCAAAUGAUUACUCAUCAGGUCCAGCUGCAGGAGCAGCCAUGAAACCUCUUUGGCCGUCCAGGACAGCAGCAGACGAUGACCUGGUCAAACGAAGCUCCAUUCAUCUGGCCUCCCCGGCUGCAGUCUCAGCCGCCAAAGACAAGCCCUCCAAAGUCAAGGCGGGAGGCAACAGAGAGGUGUCCAAAGAUCGGGAGAAGGGUAUCCAAAACAGCAGAAAUGACAGCAAAUCCCCGCUCUUAAACAACAACGUGAAAGCUACUGGCAGCUCCGUUACGCAUGUUGCGAAUCCCGCCUCUCACAACAGCAACAGUAAAGUUGCAAUGCUUGCAAGCAGCACUAAAAGCCAUGGCAAGGCUCUGGGGGAGAAGCCGGAGAACCCGGGAGGUACCAGGUUGUCUGCAAAAGGCAGAGAAAAUUUCAGCUCCUGUGUGGACAACUUCCAAGGGAUGAAGACGUCCUCCCAGUCGCACGUCAAACCAACCAUGAAGCAGUUGGUGUUGUCUAACAGAGAAAAGAAAAAAUCUGUCAAAAUCCCCAUUGCAGCACCACUGAAGCCCGACAUUAAGACCGACCCCAAUGGCACCAGCAGUAUCGAUGCUAUUUCUUCAUCCUGUCCCACAACCACUACCUCCUCUGCUUCUCCUGCUGGACAGGAGACCCGUUGCUGUGUCCGCUCCACUCACUCCUCCUCACCCUCUGCCAGCAGCAGUGACAGCUCAGAAUCUGACACCCAGACUCAAACCGAGGAGGAGGACUUGCAUAAAGAUCAUCCCUGCACUGAUCUCCCAGACCACCUUCUCCCUCUAGGAACCGAAGAUGAGGCGGAUGGCCCUGAGGAUUACCACGACAGAAGUAUAGACGGCGCACAUCACGAGGAUGACAGCGACGGCUCAGGGUCGGCCAAGCGGCGCUACCCACGACGUAGUGCCCGCGCACGCUCAAACAUGUUCUUUGGACUGACACCCCUCUACGGGGUCCGCUCUUACGGGGAAGAGGACCUUCCCUUCUAUGGCAGCGGGGAUGGAUCUGGUGCCAUGGUUAAGAGGAGGACUGGCAAAAAGUCUGCUGAGGGGCAGGUGGACGGGGCGGAUGACAUGAGCACGUCCUCAUCAUCGGUGGACAGCGGAGAUGAAGAAGACGGGGGAAUGAGCCAGAGAGUCAAGGACCCUUAUUAUUAUAACUUCACACGGACAAUAAUCAACCCGGCGGAGGGGCUGCCGUCUAUAGAAGGACUGGAUCAGUGUCUGGGACGUGGCUCACAGCUGCAGCGCUUUCUGAAAGAUGAAGAACAGCAACAGCAGAGGACACAAGGAAAAAAAGACGAUGACAUGCUCAGUACAAUGACUUUAGGCAAGCAGCGCAUAGGUCAGCUUGAUGGCAUUGACGACGGCUCGGAGAGCGACACGAGCAUCUGCACAACCAGCACCACAACCACCACAGCCACCUCAUCUUCCACGCCGCACAAGACCACUCCAAGGAGAAGGGCCAGAGACAGGCACCAGGAGAAACUGGACUCCCACGAGGCGACCAAGGAGGCGCACACCAGCGGUGGAGUGAUGAGCAGCGCAGGAAACACACGAGAAGGCCGAAAGAGCCAGAAGGACAACUGUCUGGCUUUAGGUGGUGGGGUGAAGUCGGCGCCGCAGAGUCAGGAUCCUCUGGAAGCCCAGCUGUCCCUCAGCACGGACCUGCUGAAGUCGGACUCUGAUAACAACAACAGUGAUGACUGCGGAAACAUUUUGCCAUCAGACAUCAUGGAGUUUGUCCUUAACACACCUUCCAUGUCAAUGCAGGCUCUUGGCCAGCAGCCUGAGUCUGCCUCCUCUGAGCUGCUGCUGGAUGAGGGCUAUGUUGGCGUGGACGUCAACAGGCGUAAAGACAUCCUCUUUGAUGACUUUUCCCAUCCUCUCCCUAGUGCCGAGACGGGAGGUGUAGGGGAAAGCAGUGUGAAUAGUUCCAUAUCUGUAGAGGAGCCCUACCUUCCUCUUGAGCUCCCGUCUGAUCUUUCAGUCCUAACCACACGCAGUCCUACUGUGAGCUCCAAUCAGAACCACACUGCUGGAACCCUCAUCUCGGACACCUCAGACCGCGCCAUGUUGAGCUUGAGCUCUGACCCAGAAACGAUGAGCAGAGAGAAGAGUGAGGACAAGAAAAGAGCAGGGCCAGGAGUGUCACCCUCAGAGAACCAACAUGAUGCUCCCACUUUGGCAAACAGGGAUGUGCAAGUCCCUGAAGGUCACAUGACACCUGAGCAGUUUAUACCCAGCCCUGCUAUUGGCCAAGUGGUUGAAACUCCAGUUAGCCAGGAUGUUUCAAGAAAUCCUGCAACUCCUGGUUUGCCGAGCUCUCCGUCCCUGCCUCUUCAGGGUCAAAAGUUUCUCCCUACCUCGGCUGCAGCAGCAGGCAGCCCCAGUCCUGUCCCUGGUCCAGGACUUUCCCACGCUCAAGUUUCCACCCCAGCAGUCAUCAAACCAGGCCCUGAUAAACUCAUCGUUGUUAACCAACAGUUUCAGCCUCUUUAUGUCCUCCAGACUGUCCCAAAUGGAGUCACCCAGAAAAUAACUGCCACCAGCGUGAUGGACGCAGGCUCUCAAGCGGUCUUGAGCUCCAUGACGCUCGCCACAGGGUUGAAUACAUCCCAGCCUAUAUUUCCCGCUGGCGGCAAAGUCUUAGGUACGAUGUCUCACUCCUCUCAGAUUCAUGCGUUCAGAGGAGCAACCCAGGCCAGCUUCCAGACAGGAAUUCCCAGCACCACUUCAGGUCUUCUCAUUGGCUUGCCAUCACAAGCUCACGACCAGCCUCAGAUUCUGGUCUCCGAGGCCGGUCGACCGCACGAGUUGGGUCCCAGCGUUGCCAUAGUGUCCAGCCCGUCUUCUCUGACCGCUGUCCCGACCGCGCUGUCCUCUGCUCACGGAAAGAAGAGGCCCAUCUCUCGUCUUCUGCCGAAAAAACCCAAAAAGUUGGCUCGAUCUCGCAGUCAGCCCACUCUGGCCCCUGACGUCGGACCUCCUAACAUGACCCUCAUCAACCUCUCAUCCCCUCAGAUUACUGCCAGCAUCCCUGGCCAGCCUGGUAGCCUCGUUGAGCUAAGUACCCUCAGCUCCCAACGUAAAGUUCCCAAUAUUAUCAAGAGACCCAAAUCAGGUGGUGUUAUGUAUUUGGAUCCCGCUACGCUCCUUCAGCAGAGGAUCUCUGGUCCAACCCAAGCUGGUGUGCUGGAUUCCUCCACUCACAUCUUACCUUGCACCGCGACUGGUCUCAGCCCGAGUCAGUCUGUUUUGAAUGUUGUGCCUGUGCCCUCUAGUGGUGCUGCCGGCCUCCUGGCGCCAGGGUCUGUGUCCCUUACGACGCCUGUCCUUAGUUCUGCUGAAAUCACAGGGUCAAUUAGCAACCUCUUGUUUACGGCCAGCCCGCACGGAUUAGGCCUGUCCGACCAGCCGAUGGUCCUCCAGUCGUCAGGGGCGACUCCUCUGAUGUCCCAACUCAGCUCCCCUGUUCAGACGUCCAUAGCCAGCAGCAUCUGUGUCCUGCCUCCCCAACAGUCCAUCAGCGUGACUGUCAACCACCAAGGAGAACCAGACGGCAGUGCUGUGCAUUUACAGCAGCAGGCCUUUUCCCGAGCCCAGACUAUGGAGGCCAGUCCGAGCACAAACGUCACGAUAGCGCCGGCUUUGAGCCCGGUGAAAGGGCGUGUUGUCGGGGUGUUUAACCAGACCUUGCACUCCCAGAGCAGCAGAACGACUCCCAUUCACCGAUCCUCUGAACAAAACGUGCAAAACUCCACCGGUUUCCCAACAGCAAGAACAGAAAAGGGCAAAGUGAAAGCUAAAAGGAGCAGGCAGAGCCCCGAGAUGAACAGCAAGAAAGUCAGGGUGUCUCAGGCGGAGGAACAUCACAGUAACCCUGCAGGACAACUCCCCUCAAAGCCAAGCAUUUCACAAGAAGCGAGCUGUCCUGAGCCCAUGGACACAAGCGAGCCCCCCCACAAAAACAAAAGUGUCCUCGGUAAAAAGAGGGAUUCAGAAGAUCUCCCAGGAAAAGUUGCAGAAGACGCAAAAGCUUCCACCGUCGGAGGACCAAGUUGUCCCGCAGUCGCCUCGUCGCCCCACCAAGAUGGCAGCGGGAAAGACGGCAAACCCAAGAAGGGCAUCAUCUUUGAGAUCUGCAGUGAAGACGGCUUCCAUAUCCGCUGUGAGAGCAUUGAAGAGGCCUGGAAGUCCUUGACUGACAAAGUGCAGGAAGCUCGCUCUGAUGCCAAACUCAAAAAGGUGUCCUUUGAAGGCUUGAACGGACUGAGGAUGCUGGGAGUGGUCCACGAGGCUGUGUUGUUCCUGUUAGAGCAGCUGUACGGCACCAGGCAUUGUCGGAGCUACCGCUUCCGUUUCCACAAACCCGAGGAAAGCCAAGAACCUCACAUCAACCCCCACGGCUCAGCUCGGGCAGAGGUCCACCAAAGAAGGUCUGUUUUUGACAUGUUCAACUUCCUGGCCUCUAAACACCGCCAGCCUCCAGAGUUCAGGCCACAGGGAGAGGAUGAGGAGGAAGGACAGCUCAAGACUGCCAGACGUGCAUCGAUGGAACUGCCGCUCGCUGUGAGGUUCAAACAACUCAAGGCCACCUCCAAGGAAAUGAUUGGCGUCUACAGAUCUCCCAUCCAUGGCCGAGGUCUGUUCUGUAAGAAAACCAUCGAAGCAGGUGAGAUGGUCAUCGAGUAUUCCGGGAACGUGAUCCGCUCGGUGCUCACGGACAAGCGGGAGAAAUACUACGACGGCAAGGGGAUCGGCUGUUACAUGUUCCGCAUCGACGACUACGAGGUGGUGGACGCCACGGUGCACGGCAACGCCGCCCGCUUCAUCAACCACUCGUGCGAGCCCAACUGCUACUCGCGGGUGAUCGCGGCCGAUGGCCAGAAGCACAUCGUCAUCUUUGCCUCCCGCCGCAUCCACCGCGGCGAGGAGCUGACGUACGACUACAAGUUCCCCGUGGAGGACGCCGGCCACAAGCUGCCAUGCAACUGCGGCGCCAAGAGGUGUCGCAAGUUCCUCAACUGAGCCGCCAGUGCUGGUUUGUCCCAACUUUUAAUAUGCAGAGGAGGAGGGGCCAUUUGUACGACUUGACAAUAUACUGUGCCUCCUUUUAGUGUCACGUCACUGCAGUUUUUUGUUGUUUUUUUAGUUCCAAUUUGGACGAAUCAUUUUGACAUUGGCCCAGCCUCCCUCAUUUUUAAGAUGUGUCAUUAGUGAGACGCGAAAACAAAAACAAAUCAAAGAACUUGGUUCCACUUUACACCAAAGUGCAAUUUGUUGAAGGGAACAGAAAAAGACCAGAAUUUGUUUGUUUUUGGUGUGUAGCGAAGCCUGCUUUUCUGCACACAUGUUAUCUCCCAGUGUGAAUGUGCCCUGAUGCCUUCACAGCCACGGUGACCUGACCUGCUCACCUUACCCGACCUGACAAAAGGUGUUUUGGCCCCCACCCCCACCCCCCAACUUAUCCAAUUUGAGCGUUGUGGAGAGAGCAAGGCAGCUUGAGAUUCUGGUGGACUGACAGCCAAGGACCGCCCCACACCCCCACCCCGAGACCCUACUGACGUGCUUUAGUAGACAUAUUUAUUUUUGCUUGUCUGGAUGUUGUGGAAAGCGUGUGUUCUAUUUUUUUCCUUCCAAAAUGGCAGCAGCAAAGAGAACCAAACAAACAUGGCGCCCUUGAAUUGAUAUUUCUUGUGAUCGUUGUUGUUAUGAAAAUGUUCUUACUUGUAUUCAGUUUUUAAAGUCUGUUUUCUGUCUUUUUUUAUUAGGACGAGCAAAUAUCACGCUUUUAAAAAAAAAUGUAUAUAAUGUAUAUUUUUCUACAGUGGAAAAAAAGAAGCACUCACUAGUGAAUAGCACUUAACGAUGGUAUUUAUAUUUUUUUAAAACAAAUCAUAUUUAUUUUAAUGCCAUUUUUUUUGUAGGAAAUAGAGGUUUACAAACACUAAUGCGCUCUCUAUGUUUUGUACUCCGCUGCCUUUUUACAUUUGUUUGUUUUUUUUUUUGGUUGUUUUUUGUAGUCUGAAUGUUUUUGUUUGAUUCCAAAGACUGACGCUGGUCUGUGAUUCGGUCCAAGUUGGCUUCAGUCCACCAGGAGAUCUUCUCUUUCUUUUUCUUGUUGUCCUUCUUGUUAGAAUUGGCAGUGCGGCUCCUGUGAACUACUACUAUUGUGUUUAUGCACUCGGGAGAGGUUGGAUGGCGGUUGGCUGAUAUCUCCUCUCUCCGGCCUUACUGCCUCGUCAGCACAGACACAAGCAGUCAUAUCUAAAACAUGUGCACACAUCAUCUUCAGUCAAAGGGAGGUGCCUUUUAUGUUGACGCUCCAUGCAGCCAGGAACAAAGUCAAGUAUUAGGACCACACUGAAAAGAAAAAACAUGUUUUUAUUGUUGUUUUUAACCACACCCCUCAAAAUGUGACAACAUGAGCCUAAAAAAAACAAAGACUUUUUGUCUUGCAGUUUUACCUCCGUUUUUCCUCAAAAUAUGACAGCUUUUUCUUGGCAGUGUUACAACUUUACUCUGUUCAAAUGAUGACGUUAUUCUCGUAAGCUGUGACUCUUCCCUCCAAAUAUUCUGACGUUAUUCUUCAAAAAUGAUGACAUUAUUCUCGUAAUAUUACAACUUUUUUUCCCUCCGAAUUUGACUUUAUUGUCAUUUUCUUUUCGGUAUUACAACGUUUCAAUGUUUAAGUAGAGGAGUACGGGGUUGGUGGCGCUACUGCGUGCCAUUGGGUCCUUGUAGAACCGGAGCAGGAGCCUGGUUGGCAUUGCCAGCAGUAAGUCCAGCCUGUUCCUGGUGAACGUUGGCCUCCGCCAAGGCUGCCCUUUUUCACUGAUUCUGUUCAUCAUUUUCAUGGACACAAUUUCUAGAUGCAGCCAAGGCGUCGAGGGAAUCCAGCUUAGGAUCUGGUCUCUGCUAUUUGCAGACGAUGUGGUCCUGAUGUCCUCAUUGGGCUGUGACCUUCAGCGUUUACUGGGGAGGUUUUGCAGCUGAGACUCAGCACCUCCAGAUCGGAGGCCAUGGUUCUCAGUGGGAAAAGGGUGGAUUGCACUUUUCGGGUUGGGAAUGAGGUCCUGCCCCACAGGUGGAGGAGUUCAAGUAUCUCGGGGUCUUUUUUUCUCGAGUGAGGGAAAGUUGGAGCAUGAGGUCGUAGGAGGAUCGGCGCAGCGUCUGCAGUAAUGAGGUCGCUGUACUGGACCGUCGUGGUGAAAAGAGAGCCAGAAGGCAAAGCACUCAAUUUACCCCCCAUCUAUGUUCCCACCCUCACCUAUGGUCAUGAGCUUUGGGUCGUGACCAAAAAAACAAGAUGGUGGAUACAAGCGGCUGAAAUGAGUUUCCUCCGUAGGGUGGCUGGACUCACCCUAAGAGAUAGGAUGAGGGGCUCAGAGUAGAGCUGCUGCUCCUUCACAUGGAGAGGAGCCAGUUGAGAUGGCUCGGGUUUCGAGUCCGGAUGCCUCCCCGGUGAGGUGUUCCGGGCAUGUCUGGCCGGGAGAAGGCCCCGAGGCAGACCUAGGACACGCUGGAGGGAUUAUGUCUCACAGCUGGCCUGGGAAUCGGGUGUGUAACGAUCACAACUCGGGUCACUUUCUGUGUACUAAUGGAAACAAAAUUCAAAAUAAUGCCCAAUAAAUCCUUAUUGGCUAAAGUGCAGGUCCUUAUUGGCACCACCGCUAGCCAUGACCGUAUCGCAAGACAGCUCCACUUCCUCCACUCUUUACUGUGGUGAAUAUUUGGCCUCAACAAAAUUCAAAUGUGAGUACAGUUACACCCUUAGGAAUUAGGGUUUCACAUAAGUCAUAAAAAGUGACUUUUCAUUUGGCAAUAUUAUUUCUUGUAAAAUGACGACUAAUUUAUCAUCUUUACCUCAUAUUAUGACUUGCAGCUUUUUUCUUCCAAAUAUUACAACUUUAUUGUCCCAACAUACAGUAUUGUAUGUAGUAUUGUAUGUAGUAUUGUAUUGUAUUGUAUGUAGUGUUGUAUUGUAGCUUUUUUUCUUCUAAUAAUACGACAUGAUCACAAAAAUUGCAACGUUUUCCGCCCCAAAUAUUAUUACUGUCAUAAUACAGUAUUACACCUUUUUUCUUGUAGUAUUACCACGUUCAUGUCAUAAAAUUGCAAUAUUUUUAUCGCAACUGACUUCUUUCCUCCAUGUAGUACAACUUUAUCGUAAUCUUGCAACUUAACUUCAUAAAAUCUCAACUUUUGCCCUCACGGAACGACUGACUUUUUUCCUUCCAAUAUUGCUACUUUUAUAACAUACAGUAUUAUGACUUUUUUUCUCGUGAUAGUACAACACGAACAUCAUAAACUUGCAACUUUUUUCUCAUACGUCAUAGAAUCGCAACGUUAUUCUCAUAUGCCAACUUCAACUCUUUCCUCCAAAUGUUAUGACUAUUAGUACAACUUUUUCCUUGUAAUAUUACAACACAAACAUCGUCAAGUUGCAUCAGUUUCCCUCAUUACGACUUUGUUGUCAUCCUAUUGCAACUUUUUUCUUGCAAUAUUACAACUUUAUUUUGGUAGCACAAUAUGUUUUUCUUUUCAGUGUCCUAUUACUCCUUUGUGUCAUGACCAGUGCUCAUCAGUGUUUUUAAAAACAACUUAACGUAUCUCUUGUAGUACGCCUGCCAUUCAUGCUGACUUCAUUAGCAGUGACUCCCAUGCUGCCCCCUAGUGGUAAAACGCCUCUCUACAUGUAGUAGUCCUGCUUUGAUACACCAGAGUGAAGGUAGGGGGCGCCCCAACGAGGCUGCUAAGGUCAACAAUGAAUGUAAUACUCCCGCCUUCCUUGUGUGGGCGUGGUUUUCUGUUGCCGUGCCAACACGGGCGGCGGUGUUCGGUUUUAGCGUAACAACGCGACGAGUCACGGGCUGUCAAGGGCUCCAGUCUAACAGAUCUCACCUGUCGAGGCCCACGUGGGUCAAACUCUUCGGACUUCAUUUCUUCUGGAGGGGGGCGGUCACAGCAGUGCCACCCCCCCCUCUCUCUGUAAGUAUAGUAUAAAUACAUGACAAUAUUACACGGACACAUGCAUAGUCUUGUGCUUUAGUAUCUAUACCAUAUAUGGAAUGGACAAACAAACUUAGUUACAGUAGCAAUUAAAAAACAAAAAAAAAACAGCCGAUGAUUCUAAUAGCAAUGUUUCAAUGUACUCUAUAAUGGUUUUGUGUUACAGUACUAUCAGAUAAACUAACUAACGUGCAUCAAUUCUUCUUCUGUUUUUUGUUUUUUUUGUAUAAUGGAUAUCCAGUACCAGUUUUUGCUGUGCCUGUGAAUGCACCUUCGUCACUAAAGGCGCAUUUUUUUUCUUAGUUUUUCCGGGAAAAGGAGCAGUUCAAUGUUAUGAGACGUCAGUGUAUUCAUGUGCUUGUUGUUCGCAUUAUAUGUCAAAACAGGGACUUACUUGAUGUGGUGUGACUGCCAGCUUCCAAAGUGGCCGCUUUUAUUUGCUCCGAAGCUUUGGUUGUACGUAUCAUGUACUGUUUUGAUUUGAAAUACCCUAAGUCAUAAUGCUGAACCUUUUAAUUUAUUUCUAAGAAUACUUAGAGGCUCGACAAAGUUCAUGUUGUUUCUAUUGUUGGAUGGAAUGUGGUGUCGCAGUGGGAGUGGAUGCUUGAAAACAAAAGCAAAACCUUUGUCUUAUCAAUAGUCCUCUCUGUCAACGUCAUCCUCAUCCUCCUCAUUCUCUCCCAGCAAUGAAGGAAAGCCACCACAGAGGAAAAAAAAAAAAAAGAAACCACAGACUAGCUUAACUCGCUUGAAUGUAUAAUGAGGAAACAAAGUUGUACAUAAUGUGUAAAAAGAAAAGUUUCUAAUCAUGUUUAUUUUCUAUGCACUUUUUUAUUUAAGUGAUAGUUUCAAUAAUAAACAUGUCUCCUUUA